Messenger RNA from Nicotiana tabacum (common tobacco), 664 nucleotides. Lineage: Eukaryota; Viridiplantae; Streptophyta; Magnoliopsida; Solanales; Solanaceae. The record is from RefSeq and is a predicted model, not a curated record.
AUGGCUGAGACAGGGAGAAAGCCUAGACGAGCAACACUUUAUCUUGCUACACAUACGAAAAAAGAUGGAUCAUAUGUAAAUGAGGAGGCAAAAGAAAUAUGUGAAACAAUUGAGCUAGCAGUGAGUGAAAGUAAAAUGGAUGAAUCUGAAAUUACUCCAAAUGAUGUUGUUGGUAAGGUGCUAGGCAAAGGGCAUCCUGGAAGGGUAAGAUGUUUGGGAUUAGGAGCUACUCCAAGCAAUACUUUCAGAGAGACAAAUUUUCGUCUUGGUAAUAUUAGAAUUGUGAGUAAUAAUGUUAGAUGUUCUUCUUCUGGAUGCCAAGAGAAGUACAAUCAAUUGAUGAAUACUCUUAAAGCAUACAUGAUAAUGAAGGAAGGGUCAAUACCAGAAUAAUUUGCUGGGAUUUUUGCUUCUCCUCCUACAACGCCAAGUGAUGCAGCUAGUGGACCCGUUUCACCAACGGAUGCAAGAAGAUCUUCUGGCGCUUGUAAUCCAAGUGACAACCAUUGAGAUUCAUUUUAAUUGAAGUGGAUGUGUUAGGACAAUGUAAUAGCUGACUAAUAUAGAUGAUUAACUAUGUUCUAAUUUAGUUUGAUGACAUAUGAUACUACACUGUCACAGUAAUUUUCACGAUUAAUGAAAUAUUGAUGUUUCUUAAUUUUAA